This is a messenger RNA of Synchiropus splendidus (mandarinfish), 3213 nucleotides long. It is a transcript of the gene cul4a, whose product is annotated as cullin 4A. Gene Ontology annotation, molecular function: ubiquitin protein ligase binding. Lineage: Eukaryota; Metazoa; Chordata; Actinopteri; Syngnathiformes; Callionymidae. The transcript has 21 exons. Gene Ontology annotation, biological process: protein ubiquitination; ubiquitin-dependent protein catabolic process; DNA damage response. Gene Ontology annotation, cellular component: Cul4A-RING E3 ubiquitin ligase complex. The record is from RefSeq and is a predicted model, not a curated record. The coding region runs from base 328 to 2604 and encodes 758 amino acids.
UGCUACAUAAAGUCUACAUUACGAGGCGGACUAUCGAACAGUUAAUGAACAGUGCAUUUGAUGACAGUGACUAUUAUUCAUCAAACACUCAACACUGAGUAUUGCAGUAGGGUGUGUGAGAUGCUAAAGCUACACAUCUCGUCAGUCCUUCUUUCACGGCAAACAGCAAGACAGAUACAUCAGACACUGGCAUUUUAUUGGGAAACCAAAGAUACCGGAGUUGACGACAGCAGCUAAGCGCAUACAGUAAGUCCGCUGUUGAGCGAUCUCACAGUAACUUCGCGAGACACUUGAAGCUCUGCAGCGUUGAGCCAAAACUGUGGUCCGAUGAUGGCUGAAGAUACUAGACCAGACAAGAGAGCCAGUUUCUCCGCUUUGACGGAGAACAACUCCAACGGGAUGGCCAGGACUUCCACCGUGAUCUCAGGAAAAGCUGGAGCCUCAAAGAAAUUAGUCAUAAAAAAUUUCAAAGAUAGGCCAAAACUAGCAGAAAACUACACAGAAGACACCUGGUUGAAACUGAGGGAUGCAGUUGGUGCAAUUCAGAACAGCACCUCCAUCAAGUACAAUCUGGAAGAGCUCUAUCAAGCAGUGGAGAACUUGUGUUCCUACAAAGUCUCCCCCACGUUGUAUAAGCAGCUGCGACAAGUCUGUGAAGAUCAUGUCCGAGCUCAGAUCCAUCAGUUCAGAGAAGAGUCUGUGGACAGCCUUUCCUUCCUGAAGCGCAUGAAUCGUUGCUGGCAAGAUCAUUGCAGACAAACUAUCAUGAUUCGAAGCAUCUUUCUCUUCCUGGAUCGUACAUAUGUGCUGCAAAAUUCACUACUUCCAUCCAUUUGGGACACUGGAUUGGAGCUGUUCCGUGUCCACAUAGUCAGCGAUGCUGCGGUCCAGAAGCGGACAGUGGAUGGAAUUUUGGAACAGAUUGAACUUGAGAGGAAUGGCGAGACGAUAGAUCGCAGUCUGCUAAGAAGCCUGCUGGGAAUGCUUUCAGAUUUACAGGUUUACAAAGAAUCGUUUGAAGAGAGAUUUUUGAGUGAGACAAAUCGCUUGUAUGCUGCUGAGGGACAACGGUUAAUGCAGGAAAGAGAUGUGCCAGAGUAUCUCCACCAUGUGGCACGUCGACUAGAUGAGGAGAAUGAGCGUGUUGUGAGCUACCUCGACCAGAGUACUCAGAAGCCACUCAUUAGCUGUGUUGAGAAACAACUUUUAGGAGAACAUAUGACGGCCAUAUUACAGAAAGGCCUGACUGUUUUGCUGGACGAGAAUCGUGUGACUGAGCUGACACUUCUAUACCAGUUAUUCAGUAAGGUCAAAGGGGGUCACCCUAUUCUCCUGCAAUUCUGGAGAGACUACAUCAAGUCAUUUGGUGGAGAGAUUGUGUGUACACCAGAAAAAGACAAGGACAUGGUUCAGGAGCUCCUGGACUUCAAAGAUAGGAUGGACAACGUUGCUCAGAGCUGCUUUGCACGGAACGAGAGCUUCAUUAACGCCAUGAAAGAAGCUUUUGAGGCAUUCAUCAACAAAAGACCAAAUAAACCUGCCGAACUUAUCGCGAAAUACGUAGAUUCCAAGUUGAGAGCUGGAAACAAGGAGGCUACUGAAGAAGAGCUGGAGAGAAUUCUGGAUAAGAUCAUGAUUAUCUUCCGUUUCAUCCACGGAAAAGAUGUUUUUGAAGCCUUUUAUAAAAAGGACCUGGCUAAAAGAUUGCUGGUGGGGAAAAGUGCUUCUGUUGAUGCAGAGAAGUCCAUGCUGUCCAAGCUUAAACAUGAGUGUGGAGCAGCCUUUACCAGUAAACUUGAGGGGAUGUUUAAAGACAUGGAACUAUCUAAAGACAUCAUGAUCCAGUUCAAGCAGUACAUGCAGAACCAGAGUGAUCCCAGUAAUAUUGAGCUGACUGUCAACAUCCUCACGAUGGGCUACUGGCCGUCCUAUACACCGAUGGAGGUACACCUUCCACCUGAGAUGGUGAAACUCCAGGAGGUGUUCAAGCUCUUCUACCUGGGGAAGCACAGUGGGAGGAAGCUGCAGUGGCAGCCCACACUGGGCCACUCUGUCCUGAAAGCAGAGUUCAAAGAGGGUAAAAAGGAACUCCAGGUUUCGCUGUUCCAGACACUGGUGCUGCUCAUGUUCAACGAGGGAGAAGAGUUCAGUCUGGAUGAGAUCCUUGUGGCCACUGGCAUAGCGGAGGGAGAGCUGAACCGGACUCUGCAGUCCCUCGCCUGUGGAAAGGCUCGAGUCCUCAACAAGAACCCCAGGGGCAAAGACGUGGAGGAGGGGGAUCGGUUCAACUUCAACAACGACUUUAAACAUAAACUCUUCCGCAUCAAAAUCAACCAGAUUCAAAUGAAGGAGACGGUAGAGGAGCAGGUGAGCACCACUGAGCGUGUUUUCCAAGACCGCCAGUAUCAGAUUGACGCUGCGGUGGUGCGGAUCAUGAAGAUGAGAAAGACUCUCAGCCACAAUCUUCUCGUCUCCGAACUUUACAACCAGUUGAAAUUCCCAGUCAAGCCAGGGGAUCUGAAGAAGCGGAUCGAGUCGCUCAUUGACAGAGACUACAUGGAGCGCGACAAGGAAACUCCAAACCAGUACCACUAUGUUGCCUGAAUGGAUCCCUGUGUCGCGCUUCCACACCACAAGCGAAACAGCUGCACCGCGCCGCCAACCCUUCACCAACAAACCAGCAUUAGAGCCAUUCAGCCACCCGACUGUCCUGGUGGCCAUCUUUAACAAUCACCCAUGAUCCUGGAUGAUUUGGCAAGAUCACACUGAGACCCAGACAAACUGUUGGCCUGGUGUCAAAAGCUGGAGCUGCAAAACUGAAAAAGCUGAGCACUUUUCUGUUUCAUUGGUUUUCUUCCGUUUGGUUUUCUCUGGUUUUCUACCUUAGUUGCUUUGUGUUGAGAUUCUGUUUGUUUCUUCUUGUUGAGUUCUCUUUACAAAUGGCUACAUGAAAUGAAUGAAAAUGCAUUUGAUUUUGUGGAUGUUUGGUUUGGCUGGCAAAAUGAUUCGAGGGAGAAUGCACAGCAAUGGAGAGGGACUGAUCUGAACAACGCUUCAUGCAGGAUGAUAGUAUGGCUUCUACUUGGGUCGAUCUUACUCGUUUUGACCAAAAUAACCAAACGUUUGUCACGUGCUGAUGUUUUUUGUAGACAAUAACAUUGUAUUCUAUGUACGAGUGAAAAGCCAACUUGAAUAAAUGCAUAUUUAAUGAUU